AUGAGACUCUUUUGGCGACAGCUUUGGACCUUGACGGUCAAGGACUUACGGAUUAUUCUAUUUCGGAAAUGGAUAUGGACUCCUCUUCGCGCUUUUGUCCUGCCACUCCUUUUUGUCGUCUUUCUAUGCUAUACAAAGAACCUCUUCUUUCCACCUUCGACGUACGGUAUCGGAGAACCUCUUGCUAUUCGAACGCUUCCUCAGGCUAUCAGUGCCGUAACCGGACACCGUGAUCGCAUGGUUUUUGUCAACAACGGCUUCACGGGAGGCGACAUCGAUAAAGUCAUUUCCAAAGUCACCGGGCCCCUUCACGAUUCAAACAUCAAGAUCAAGACUGUCAAGAGCGAGAGAGAUCUGCGGGUUCUCUGCAGUACUUCUGGCCAGGGCUCUUCGCCUUGCGUAGCUGCAGUAGUCUUCCACUCUUCGCCUUCUGAAGGAGAAUGGGGCGUUUGGAACUACACCCUCCAGACCGACGGCUCUCUCGGCGGGUCUGGCAUCAAUAUUGACAAGUCGGAUAAUGAUGCUCAAGUUUACAGCCUCCCGCUGCAGCACGCCAUCGACUUUGCUAUUGGCAGCAUUAACUCAACCGUUUCCGAAGACACUCUGUCCACCAAAGUCCUUGAAUACCCCUUCACGAGCCGAUCGAACAAGGAGCAGAAAACAUUUAUUGAUGAACAAUAUAUGAAAAACAUCAUCUCAAUUCUCGCCAUUCUCUUCUACCUCGCCUUGAUCGGUGUUCUCUACCAGCUCGCUGGAGUCAUGGCCACCGAGCGAGAGCUAGGCAUGGCACAACUUCUCGAUACCAUGAUGCCUAACGAAGCAACAUGGCAGCCUCAGGCUGUUCGUCUCUUCGCUCAUUAUCUUGCCUUUGUCAUCCUUUAUGGCCCGGGUUGGAUUGCCAUGGGUGCUGUCAUGGGCGGAAUGGCGUUCAGAAAGACCACGAUUAUCAUCCCCAUCCUCUCCAUGAUUCUCUGUGGGCUUUCUUUGACUGGUUUUACCAUUUUUAUCGGAAGCUUCUUUCGAAAAGCACAACUGAGUGGAAUCACUUCCGUCCUUAUCGGCCUUGUCUUUGCCAUCUUAGCUCAAGUCUCGGGCAACGUUCAGACUUGGCUGGUGGUCAUCUUGUCGCUCCUUUUUCCUCCUAUGAACUUUAUCUUCCUCAUCGUGCUCAUGGCACGAUGGGAGAAACAUGGCAAGGGCGCAAGUUUUGUCGGAUCAGCCCCAGACUCCAAUUCCACCAACCCCGUCAUUGUCUUCUGGCUGUUUGCCAUCAUCCACGCCUUCGUCUACCCUCUGCUUGGCGCCUUUGUUGAGAGGGCACUUUUUGGAGCGACUUCAGCGAAUCGCAAAAUUGGUCCGCCCAACUCUCCGGUGGCGGUUCGACUCGACAAGUUUACAAAGACCUAUGAGCCACGACUCAUGCAACGAUUCCUGUCAGGAUUCAUAAAGAGGCCGCUAAACUCCGUGCACGCUGUUCGGGGCCUCAACCUUGAGGCCUUUAGAGGAGAGAUUAUGGUCCUUCUCGGCGCUAAUGGUAGCGGCAAAUCAACAACUCUGGACGCCAUUGCCGGCAUGCAUUCUGCUUCCGACGGCGAAAUAUCACUGAGCUACGAGAUGAGUGGCGGAAAACUUGGGUACUGCCCCCAAAAGAAUGUCCUCUGGGAUGAACUCACCGUCGAGGAACACAUCCACAUCUUUGACGGCAUCAAGAACACCAGAGGACGCUCUUCGGCAACCCACAUCAAGAGGCUGAUUGAAGGGUGCGACCUGUCCAAGAAAAAGUCAACAUGCGCCAAGGCUCUUUCCGGUGGUCAGAAACGCAAGCUGCAGCUCGCUCUGAUGCUGGUCGGUGACUCUACAGUCUGUUGCGUCGAUGAGGUUUCUUCCGGUGUCGAUCCUCUUUCUCGAAGGAAACUCUGGGAUAUUCUGCUUGCGCAACGUGGCCGACGGACGAUUCUUCUUACGACUCACUUCCUGGACGAGGCCGACUUGUUGGCUGAUCGACUUGCAAUCCUCUCUCAUGGUUCACUCAAGGCAAGUGGCACUUCGGUUGAGUUGAAGCAAACCCUGGGCUUGGGGUAUCGCAUCCACGUCUACCAUCCGCCCGGCUCGGCCGAACAUCAAGUCUAUGGCGACGAACUCCAUACGAAGCAGGAUGAAGAGACGGUCUAUCUGUCUGGAAGUUCUGAAAACACUUGUCGUCUCUUGCGGAGAUUGGAGGCAGACGGUGUCACCGAGUAUCAAGUGGAUGGCCCAACGCUCGAAGAUGUCUUUCUGAAGAUUGCAGAUGAAGACUCUCCAAAGCCAGCUCGAAAGUCCCGGAGAAGCCGCAGUCAUCAACGAGAUAUCUCUGGUGACUCAUCAACUUCCCUAGUACGGUCAUCACGCAAGGGGUCAUCGAUCCAAAACCUCCUGACCGGGAAACGAACGAGCAUCUUUACUCAAGCCAAGGUGCUCUUCUCCAAAAGAUUUGCCAUCUUCCGCAGAAACCCAAUGCCAUACUUGGUAGCCAUUGCCAUACCCAUCAUCGCUGCAGGCUGUGCUUCAAUCUUUAUUGGUGGACUUGGUGCAACGAGCUGUGACCCAAGCAUCGAAUCGCUCAAGUCAAGUCAAGACUCGACAUCCCCGCAAUCCUACCGAAUUGUCGCCGGCCCGGAAGAUCAGCUCUCAGACGCUGCAAUGGAUACGAUCAGAAAGAGUCCCGAAGGAUCUGUGACCCUCGUCGACACCCUUGACCAGUUCCACCAGGAGGUCCAGAAACAGUACGCCAACCUCACACCGGGAGGUUUCUUCUUGGGAGAUGAACCGACGUUUGCCUGGCGUGCAGAUGGACCUCUGGUAUUUGGACACACUGUUCAAAACUUGAUCGAUAUCGAACUCCUCAACGUCAGCAUCUCGAGCAAUUACAAGGUUCUCGCGGUUCCAUAUUCUGGAAGCAUUGGAGACCUGUUCAUCUUUUCAACCAUCUUUGCUUUAGCCAUGGCCGUGUACCCGGCGUUUCUUGGAUUGUAUCCAACAUUUGAAAGGCUUCGAGGUAUCAGAGCGAUGCACUACAACAAUGGAGUACAUGCGCUGUCUUUAUGGCUGGCAUAUCUUGCAUUUGACUUCCUGGUGACGCUGUUGGUCAGCACGGUAGCCACAAUCAUCUUUGCAGCCAUGUCAAGAGUUUGGUACCAUCUCGAGUAUCUCUUCACCAUUCUGCUUCUCUACGGAAUCACUUCAACACUCUUCUCUUAUGUGUUAUCGUUAAGAGCCAAGUCUCAGCUGGCCGUUUUUGCCAUUUCAGCGGGAAUCCAAGUGCUGCUCUACCUGAUCUUUUUCAUCGCCAACACCACAACUUUCACGUUUCAGGAUCCGGCAGACCAGAGCUUCAUUUUAAACAUCAUCUUCUAUGUCAUGGGUGCCGUGUCGCCUGUAGCCAGCUUGGGUCGCUCGAUUUACUUGUCCAUCAACUUGUGGGGGAUUUCUUGUCAGGGAAGAGACUUUGCGUCGUACCCUGGGGCUAUCGACGUGUAUGGGGGACCUAUACUCUACCUUAUCAUUCAAUCUCUUGUACUUUUGGCCAUCCUGAUCUGGAACGACUUGGGCUUCAGUCUCCACUUCCCACGGCCACAAUCAAAGCCCAACAGCAGAGAUGGUGACCCUAUUGAGCUCGAGCUGGGAUCACGACGCAACGGAACCUCGACGAUUAAGGGCAACUGCCUAGAGGUCAUGGGCCUACAGAAGAAGUUCAAACGAGAAUUUGCUGUCCAAGACGUCAGUUUCGGAGUUCCCAAAGGCGAAUGCUUUGCCCUUCUCGGCCCGAACGGAGCAGGCAAGACGACCUGUCUCUCCAUGAUCCAAGGUGAUCUUCCGCCUAGUAACCGCGAUGCCGAAAUCUCUGUCGAUGGCAUUUCGAUGAUCAAACACCUUGCUCAAGCUAGGUCGAAGCUGGGAGUUUGUCCACAGAUUGAUCCACUGGACACCAUGACGGUUGGCGAGCACUUGCGUUUUUACGCUGAGAUUCGCGGAAUCAGCAACCCCAAUCACAACAUUGACAUCAUUCUGGAUGGUCUUGGCAUUCGUCAGUAUGUGGACAGAAAGGCCACCAAGCUUUCGGGCGGAAACAAGAGAAAGCUAGCAUUGGGCAUUGCGUUGAUGGGCAAUCCGACUGUGUUGCUGCUUGACGAGCCCUCGUCAGGAAUGGAUGCCUUGAGCAAACGUUUGAUGUGGCGGAAACUUGCUUCCGUGAUACCAGGAAGAGCUCUCGUUCUUACAACUCAUUCGAUGGAAGAGGCCAACGCUCUCGCAAGUCGAGCCGGCAUCCUAGCCAAGCGGAUGCUCGCCCAAGGCACUACGAAAGAGUUGAAGAUGCGAUACGGCGACGGCUACUCGGUACACCUGGCUCACCGCAACGCACCAAACACCAAUCAAGUCGACAUGGAGGAUAUCUAUGAUUGGGUCCACGGACAGUUCCGCAAUUUGAAGAGUGUGGACACGGACUCUAUGCAUCACGGGCAGAUGAAGUUUGAGAUUUCCCUGGGUAGGGAUGAUGCCGGUCUUUCAUUAGCAGACGUGCUAGAGAAGAUUGAGAUGGCCAAGAGCAGACUUGGGAUCGAGUACUAUAGUGUUAGUAGGGCUACUCUCGAUCAGGUCUUCUUUGGGGUUUUGGAGGAGAACCAGUGUGAUGAGGACAAUCGUUAA
This is a messenger RNA of Fusarium vanettenii 77-13-4, 4683 nucleotides long. RefSeq lists its product as uncharacterized. Gene Ontology annotation, molecular function: ABC-type transporter activity; lipid carrier activity; ATP hydrolysis activity. Gene Ontology annotation, biological process: transmembrane transport; lipid transport. Bases 1 to 4683 code for a protein of 1560 amino acids. The transcript is spliced from 2 exons. Gene Ontology annotation, cellular component: membrane; intracellular membrane-bounded organelle. The record is from RefSeq and is a predicted model, not a curated record. NCBI's taxonomy places the organism in Eukaryota, Fungi, Ascomycota, Sordariomycetes, Hypocreales, Nectriaceae.